AUGCGGGAAAACGUUCCUUCCCUCAAAAGGAGGGCAAAGUGGUACAACCAGUCAGACGUUAAGUUGAAAGCCGACGACUUGGUCUGGGUCACAGAGCCUGACACUCCACUCGCACGUAUCCUAAGACUGCACUAUGGUAAGGACGGAUGCGCGAGAUCCGCCGACAUAAAGACCAUUACGAGCGAAUUGACCCGCCCGACCCUGUCCAUCUACACAGUGCUGAUCGUGAUAGCUGGCGCUUCGUGUGUGUUCGGAAUCAUAAGCUGUCACACUGCACCCAACAAUGCCACGGCCAAACUGGGAUGGGUAAUCCAGCGAAUGGCCAUAGUGGUCAUAACAGUCGCGUUCAUGCUCAACUUCUACACCCGAGUCGUGAUUCGGAUGCGCGAGUCCAAACGAAAGUUGAAGGUUGAAAUCACGUAUGAGAAGCGCAACUCGGCCAAUCAGACUGAGAUGGCGCCCAUACCCAAUGUAACACUGGCUAGUGAGGACAUACACGCCACUCAUGAAGAAAGAGCUCCCAUACUCUCAGGCCCAUCAUCCAGACGAAGCUCACAGCAGGUGGCGCGAACCCUUGCUGAAGACCUGGUAGCCGAAAGCGACGGUUUGGAGCACAGGGCCGAAGGCUCUAGCAAACGGGUCAGUCUGGUCACUGAAACAGCUGCGGUGAUUCAAAAUCCAGAGCCCAUUCAAGAGAUGAAAGAAGUAAGGGGAAUGGAGUCCACUUUGAGACUGCAUCGAGAGAAUAAGUCGGCCUCCAGUUUGACUACAAUGGAUGGGGGAAUCAUCGUUGAGGAGGAAGAAGAGAAAACAGGGAGCACCUGUAAACCAGAUUCGCUGUCGGCUGGCAACUCAAAAGGGCUGGAUUGGGGCAAAUGCACUAAAUUCGGACCUAUUCAAGCUGCUAGGAACUUGAUCAACAGGUUCAGUAAUCUCAACUAUGAGAAGAAGUUGACCGUUCUGUUCAUAUGUGUGGGGGUGGCGUUCACCCUCCUCACCAUUCCCGACGUCAUCCUGCAGACGAUGGACACACUGCACUCGGAAACAGACUCCUGGAGGGCAACAUUCAACACCCUGCAACCUAUUCUGCAGACAGUGUUCUGCUGCAACUUCACUAUCAACCCAUUUAUAUACUACACUAUGAAUAGCUACUUCAGAACUAGGGUGAUGAACCUGAUCAACUUCAGGUGCUCCAAUUGGAACAACAGCGACUGAACUAUUUCCUGCUAAUCAGAAUUCUGAGAUGAAAACCUGGAAAAAAUGGAAUGAAGUGUGAACGAAAUCGAAAGAAAAUGUCAAAAGACAUCUCAAAAGUACCUGAAAAGUAAACUGAGUAAAACUUCAAAACUGUAAGUCAGAAGGUAGGACGUCUGAACGUCUGAAGAAAAUUAAUUAAAAAGUGCUCAAAAUCUGUGGAAAAACGAACCAUAAAAGUUUAGCACGACUUGAGUUUUACUUGG
Molecule: messenger RNA, 1460 nt
Organism: Symsagittifera roscoffensis
Lineage: Eukaryota; Metazoa; Xenacoelomorpha; Acoela; Convolutidae
Exons: 5
Coding region: 1-1215 (404 amino acids)
Biological process (GO): neuropeptide signaling pathway
Cellular component (GO): plasma membrane
Molecular function (GO): neuropeptide receptor activity
Source: RefSeq, a predicted model, not a curated record